This is a messenger RNA of Engraulis encrasicolus (European anchovy), 1309 nucleotides long. RefSeq names its product C-type mannose receptor 2-like. Lineage: Eukaryota; Metazoa; Chordata; Actinopteri; Clupeiformes; Engraulidae. The transcript has 4 exons. The coding region runs from base 1 to 930 and encodes 309 amino acids. The record is from RefSeq and is a predicted model, not a curated record.
AUGACAAAAGGCCUUGAUCUGCAUUUUCCUCAUCAAACAGGUUUCCUCAGCCUCACUGCUGCAGCUGUCUCUCACCAAUUUGUGAACGAAGCAAAGAACUGGACUGAAGCCCAGAGUCACUGCAGGAGCCAUUACACAGACCUGGCAACCCUCUACAACACUGAUGAUGUGAAUGCGCUGACUCAACUAGGCAGCCCGACCGGCUCUGCUUGGAUUGGACUCUAUGAUGACUUGAUCGACAGCUGGAGGUGGUCCAUCACAAACAGCAGCUUCUAUGGGCCUGGAGAGACAGAGUUUAGGAACUGGAAUGUACCACAGGAACCAAAUAAUGCCUUCGGGCAAGAGCUGUGCGCUCAUAUGCAAUCUGAUGGAACAUGGAACGACCUACCCUGUGCAUCUGCUUUUAUAAAUUUUGUCUGUUAUGGAGGUAAUGAUCAGUAUGUUCUCAUAAACCAAGGUAGGACAUGGAAUGAUGCCCAAAGUUACUGUAGAGCCAACUACAUUGAUCUACCAAGCAUUAGGAACGCAACAGAAAAUGAAAAGGUCCAGGUUGUAGCCAACGGUAACAACGUAUGGAUCGGUCUGUACAGAACCAGAACUUGGUCGGACGGCAGUGACUCUUCUUUCAGACACUGGAAUUCGAGCCAACCUGAUAACCUGAAUGGCCAACAACACUGCACUGCAAUGUCAUUUAGUGAUGCCGGCCAGUGGACAGAUGAGGACUGUGCUACCACCCUUCCUUUCUUCUGCUACAUAGCAGAUAGGCCUACUGUUGUCACUCUCAGGGCUGUGGUUGAUGCUGCAGAUGAGCUAACCGAAGCUGAGAUUGAAGAGACAAUCCUGAAACCACUUCGUGAGGAGCUCAUCAGAAAUGGGCUUCCAAACAGCACCAGUCUGAGGCUGAGAAAAGUUUACCAGACCAACCCAUGAAGACAUCUGUCUGAUUCAACAUUCAUUAGUUAAUCUUUUACAUUAUUGCUGUGGUAUAGCACAACAUUACCUGAGCAACCCAUGAUUUUUCUGAUUCUUCUGUAAUAAACUGCUACAUUAAAUGAAAUCAAAUCAAAUGAUCCUCUUUAAAUGCAUUAUACUGUACUCUAGUGCCAUUUUGAUGUGGUGAAAGCACUGCAUGGCGUCCAUGAUCAGGAGAUGAUUAUAGCUUAAUACAUUUAAUGGUAUUUUGCAAACAUCAGUAUGGUAGGGGGAAGCAAAGUUGUGAGUCUCAGGAAAAUAAUAGGAAGUCUGAGCAAUGCUAUGGAAAUACUUCAGUUAGCACAUUCUUCUCACUCCAUUGGUAGGCCUAGUUGAU